Molecule: messenger RNA, 2028 nt
Organism: Capsicum annuum
Lineage: Eukaryota; Viridiplantae; Streptophyta; Magnoliopsida; Solanales; Solanaceae
Product: ATPase GET3B
Exons: 13
Coding region: 1-1614 (537 amino acids)
Biological process (GO): post-translational protein targeting to endoplasmic reticulum membrane
Cellular component (GO): GET complex
Molecular function (GO): ATP hydrolysis activity; ATP binding
Source: RefSeq, a predicted model, not a curated record
AUGACUGUCACCUCCGUUCACCGCUCCACUCCUCUUCCUCAUGCUGCUAAUACGCAAGGGCAACCAGCCACCAAGAUCGACGGCGUUUCUCGUUCCUCUCCCACUGUCACCACCAUGAACAGUCAACGGUGCCUUAAUCGCUCCACUCCUCUUCCUCACGCCGGUGUACACGCAAGGGCGAUCAAUUGCCAAGAUCGACGUCGUUUCUUAUUCCUCUUCCAUUGUCGCCACCACUGGCACCAUCACGAACAGUCAACGACGCCUCCACCCCUCUUAGUAGGAUUAAAACUCGUUGUUGAUGAACCCGAGAGUUUGACCCAAACUUUUCGUCGUCAGUGUCGGAACUCGAGAACGGAAGAGAAGAUAAUGUACGGUUUCGUGGUUUCAUCUUCGGUUUGCACUUUCUCAUCAACAAAGCCAAUGGAAGUUGUGGGUUACGCCCACUCUUCUAACGGAAAUUCUGUCAGAACCACCCGGUACCCAUUUUCUCUCUUCAAGUUCCGACCAACCUCCAGCCCGGCUAGUUUCAUUUCGUUAAAGAAACAGGGUCCCAUUAAGUCUUUGCAAGUGAGAGCAAUAGCUUCUCCUGCUGAAGACACUGCUGGAUUUGAUGAAAUGGUUUCUGGCACCCAGCGGAAGUAUUACAUGCUAGGUGGUAAAGGAGGAGUUGGGAAGACAAGUUGUGCUGCUUCACUUGCUGUAAAAUUUGCAAAUAAUGGUCAUCCCACUUUAGUAGUUUCAACUGACCCCGCACACUCCUUAAGUGAUUCUUUUGCUCAGGAUUUGACUGGCGGGACACUAGUGGCAGUUGAAGGCCUGUAUUCUCCAUUAUUCGCCCUUGAGUUAAAUCCUGAAAAGGCCAAGGAAGAGUUUCGAAGUGCAACUCAGAUAAGUGGAGGAUCUGGUAUCAAAGACUUUAUGGACGGUAUGGGCCUUGGGGUGCUUGCUGAACAGCUUGGGGAGCUAAAGCUUGGAGAACUGCUGGAUACUCCCCCUCCUGGUCUAGAUGAAGCCAUUGCGAUUUCAAAGGUUAUGCAAUUUCUUGAAUCGCAGGAAUAUAAUAUGUUUACUCGUGUAGUGUUUGACACAGCCCCGACGGGACAUACUCUACGGCUCUUGUCCUUGCCGGAUUUCUUGGAUAAAUCAAUUGGAAAGAUAUUGAAGUUGAGACAGAAGAUAGCUUCUGCCACUUCAGCAAUAAAGUCUGUCUUUGGCCAGGAAGGAACGCCCAAACCAGAUGCUGCAGAUAAAUUGGAGCGGUUAAGGGAGAGGAUGAUAAAAGUAAGAGAGCUUUUCCGUGACACAACCUCAACGGAAUUUAUCAUAGUAACAAUCCCCACGGUUAUGGCAAUUAGCGAAUCAUCAAGGUUGUGUGCUUCCUUAAAGAAGGAAGAUGUUCCUGUUAAGAGGCUUAUUGCUAAUCAGGUCCUUCCGCUAUCAGCCUCAGAUUGCAAGUUCUGUGCAAUGAAAAGAAAGGACCAGAGUCGUGCUCUCGAUAUGAUCCAGAAUGACCAAGAGCUCUCUAGCCUGAUGUUGGUCCAGGCACCCCUUGUUGAUGUAGAGAUCAGAGGUGUUCCAGCUCUUCAGUUUUUAGGGGACAUUGUCUGGAAAUAAAGAAAAAAGAACUUGACACGGCAUCAGCUAAUCAGAUGUUUCUAGUGGCAUUUGUCAACAAACUGCAUUCAUGGACUAUGAGCGCCCAAGUCUGUUGAUGCUCUUGCUCUAACAGUCUAACUAGUGAACAUAAAUACAUGCGAUACUCCGUAUUUUUCACCCAAGGUAAAGGAAAAUACAGUGGGAGUUGCCUUGGUAUGAGUCAACAAAAUGGGGGCUGGGAAGAAUUAUUUGUUUUCAUAGUAGUGACUUGACAUUUGAAAUAAAAAAGAACGUGGCGAAGCACUAGUGAAAAAAAGUAAACGGGAUGUCAAUCAACUGUUAAUAUUUCUUUUCCUGGUACAUAGUGAACUUGCUUUGUUGUAUAAAUGAGCUAUAUGAUGCUUUUUAUUUUGGGAAUUUCAAAGCUGCAAA